CCUGCUGAAGCUGCUGAGCACUGCUGUUCAUGGGGUUGUGGGCAGUGCACACUUGUGGGCAGCCAAGGGACACCCGCCACAUGGACAAUGCACCCCAGGGCUAUUUGCUGCCUCCCUGCCACCUAAACCCAACAGACCUGUUUGGAGAGAGAGUUUCUCCCAUAACAGGAAUCAAAGGCCAAAGGGCACCUUUCUCAGUAUGGGCCUGCAUUACAAACACAUGUGCUGGUAUGGAUGUGAAAUGACCCUAAAAACAUCACAUCUAGCCAAUAAGCCUGUAUACCAUGUAGGUAUUAUAUCAUAAGCUGAGAGACGAGGACAGAUAAAAGAAAGUGCCAGAGGGCCCUGACACAGUGCCUGCCCGGUGCACCUCACUGUGCUGCAGCCUCAGCUGUGCAAUAUCCACACCCGGCUGUGGAUUCCAGCAAGGCACCCUGAGACACGCAGGGAAAAGGAGCUCUGAACUGAGCUGGUGAAGUUUCCUCUUCCAACAGACAGCAAUCAGCUUUGUAGACACUUGUCCCAGAGGCUCUGAUCCCACAGGAAAGCACUUCCUGACCUCCCAAUUGCAGUGUCUUUUCCUGCUUGUAGCUGCGUUGCAAUGGGAAAGGUGGGUAUACAUUGCACCCAGCCUCAGAUCAGCUCUUUGUUACGUCUGACCCUUCUUGCUCUCUUUCUGUCCACCUGUUUUCGUUUUCAGGUAAACACAAACAGCCAUCACACCAAACUUUCCUGCAGACAGAUGACUCACUGGCGGAGCUCUGGCAGCUCUCCCAAAACUAUGCUACGAUCACAAAAGUCACGAGGGCCAUGCGGCAAUUUCAGCUUUGCUUCCGUGUAGCACAACCUGGACUUGCAGGUGAGCUGCCAGAGCUGCCUGGGCACUGCGUGCGGGUCCAGCAGCAGGGUAGAACCCUGAGCUGCAGGUGUAGGUCAGCAUCCUUCUACCUCCCAUACACUGCGCAUCCUUACACUGUUUUAACACAAGUACACCCCCCCAUCCCGCACACCCAUCCCCUCCCCCUCAUCACGCCCCGCACCCCGCUUUAUUUCUGCGUUCCUCCACCGGUCCGGGCUCGCUCCGACACGCUCCCGCCACGGUGGGGGAGGGAUUCCCGCACUGUUCCUGACGUCACUACGAGGGAAAACCCCGCCGCGCUCCGCUUUUAGGGCGCGCAUCGCCCCGCCUGCCCGCAGUGUCCCGCCGCCGCCGAGCCGUGUGGAUCCGGACUGCGCCGAGCCGAACCGAGCCGAGCUGUUGCCGCGAUGAUGCCCGGCAGGACGAUACGCAAACCUGCUCCACCCGCCGAGCCUGCAGACCUCGCUCGAAUUAAAUCCCCACCUCCCUGCGCGUGCCUUGCAGAGAGGGACGCGGUGGCUGAGUGCGCCGUGGAGCUGCGCAGGAUCGGCGACAAGGCGGACCUCAGGCAGAAGAUCCUGAACCUCAUCACUAAACUCUUCUGCCCCAAGACGUGAUCCGCCGCCCCCGCAGCGCUGAGAAAGAAAGGGGGAAGAUUUCGACUUUGCAGAUCUGGAACGAGAGAUUUCACUUACACUGGGAGAUGGAGGGGAAAAAAAAAAAAAGCUCUUUGAUUUGUGUUUUGCUACCUGCAGACGCCGAGGGAUGGCUGUCACCAUGUGAUUUCUUUGGGAAGUGUUACAACGUUAUUGCUUUAUGGAUGCUAAGUUGGGGGAAAAAAUGGAGGCAAUGAGCACCGGCCCCUCGCUACGUAGUGAGGGGCAGGUUGGAACUUGUUCUUCUUGGGGCUGGGGAACCCUGUGACAACCCCACCUCCCCUGUUGCCUUCGCAUCCCACAUCCCAGCCAGGAACUGCGGACAGAAAGGUUCCGAAGCAAAGAAAGAAGUUGUGGAACGUGGGCAUGAGUCAACAAGGUGAAAGCCGGCGUUCAGGUUCUGACUGCCCUUAUCUUCUACAGCUCGGAUUCUGCUGGAUGGGGAAGUGGUGGUGUUGGGGAUAUCUCAUUUGUUCAUUAAAACCACUGCUUUAAUAUAAAGGUUAUUUGUUGUAGCAAGUGGCUUUGGGGAUAAAAAAAAAAUGCAAUUCUGUGAAUUAAUGUGAUAUUGCAUAGUUAUAGUCUAUAUAUUAUAUAUAUGUAUAUAUUUGCAUAGAUAUAUAUUACAUAUAUAUAAAAUAUGCGUACCCCUUUGUAUGAGAGGAGUGUUUCACAGACCUGUUAAGUGAAUGCUACUUCUUUAGGCUCAAAGAGUAGCAUGAAAAAAUGCUCAAAACAUGAUGGAAAUAGUUCAUAUUAAGCAGAAGAGAAAGCACUCUCUUUUCUGAUGGUACAGGAAACACUUCUUGAAUUACAGAGGGGAACAUAAUUUAGUAUACCAUUAGAUAAUUAAUACAAAUGUAUAGUACAGAAAUACUGAGGUAUGAUGUAUGUUGUGUGGAAGGUUUCUUCCAACACUGAAAAGAAGUUUUUGAUGACAAUACAGCUCCUCUGUGUGUUUUUCUGAGUAGCAAAAUAACUUAUCAAGAGACCAUAACGUCGAAUCUGAGUCAAAGAUCAAAUUUUCUUUGGAUCGCCAUUUUUUCAAGGAAGGCAGCCGCCUCCCUGUGAAGAAAUCAUAAGACAGAUUGUUACAGUCAGUACAGGAAAGCAGCCGCAAUCUUUAUUCAUUCUGUACGGGAAAAUCCUUCCCUUGUACUUAGUUUCUCUUUCGUUUCAUGGCAUCCUCAUUUUGUUUCCGGACAGAGGAAGCUGCUGCAGCACCCAGAGUAGGGCAAUGUGCUGCUGUAAUGUAGAAUUCCCCUUGUUGGCUCCAGAGGAGCUGCACUAAGCUCACAGCCCAGGCAGGUGUCACCUCUGCACACCACAUCUUGCUCCUGAACAGUGUUCUUUCAAGGGUGCAGCAAUAAAAAGGCCACGGCUGGUGACAUUUGUUGCUACCUCUUCAAUCAGUGUUCAGAGAUGUGCAGAAUCCCCAUCUCCUUCAGAAGAUGUAGCACAGAAAGUCAGGUGUGGCCACGCGCUUGCUUCUCUAGCUGAGCUCUGCUUUGGUAUGCAGCUGUAUUUGCGUUGUGUAAGGGUGCGUAGUUGCACCUCCUGAAUUCCAGUUCAGAUUACUGGAGUUCUUCCUGCCUGGUGCAGUGUCUGAUGCACAGACUCAGAUGUGAACGAUCUGAACCGUUUAUUACAAGUUCUCACAUCAUUUACAUACCUUCACAGGUUUCCUCUUCCUAGCUUUCCCACUCACCCCUACAACCUUCCUGCCCACCUUUACAUGCUGACGGAGCAUUCCACAAACACUCUUCAACCAUUCAUGCGGGCAUUUAUCCAAUCUGAGCCAUGAGCCGUUCUUCCUUUUUCUAGAGGUGUCCUUGGUUCUCGUGCUAUUUAUCUUGCUCCACAGCUGCUGCUCUGUACAGUCCUCCUUGUAUUCCACCUGGUAGUGAUUUUCUGUUUUUAUUUAUACCGUGUGUUUCAGCUCUCUCUCCUGUCUCUGCCUUUGCAAAGCCGCCAUGAAGUAGCUGACACAGAUUUGCUUGCUCUGCCACAACCAGCUGUGCAAGGCGGCUGCUCCUUGGCACUGACCACUAAGCACAAAAAGGAAUAGCUGUAAUUCAUCUUUGUAUUGCAAAGCAGCAUGUUUCACUGACAUCUACAGGCAUCAGUAUUCCAGGUAUAAAAAAACUGAGUAUUUUUAUUAAAAAAACAAAGAGUUUUGGUUAAGCACCAGUGUGCUGCUCAGCAAGGUUGCCUGCCCCACAGUCAGUGGGAUCAGCAGUGCCAUGGCCUGGUGGCUCCCCGCUGGCUGUGCCUGGCUCAGGAACACGCAUCAUUUGCAUUAGGAGCUGAAAUGUAUUUGGAAAAAGUCUUCUGCUUCAUGCAUGCUGCUUUGAAAUUCUGAAGGAAAUUAAGCACAUGGCUCACGGAGCCUGGGCAUAAAUCCAGCUGUAGCACACACAAAUGUUAUAAUAAAAAGGUGUUCUCAUAAAUGCUUUAUGAUGGGGGCAUCUGCAUGAAAUACCAGUGCAAGUGUUUUUCUGCCUAGAUCUGUAAGGACUAUUUGCUUUUUGUUAAAAGUUUUUAUGUUCUUCCAAGGGCUGUCAAGUACUAGCGCCCAGUGAGCUCAGGAAAAAGUCUGUAUCCAGGUGAUCAGUGCCAGUACGUGAGCCUGCUGAUGUCCUCCCCACCUUUCCUUUUGUUUCUUCCCCAAAGCAUUUGCUAUUAUAUGAUGUUUCAAUACGGGUUUGUUUUUCUUGAGGCCAGGCAUUUCCCCGUAUCCCCCAUGCAUGUAUGUCUUGAAUUCUUGUUGAGAUAAUAAAUGUGAAGUGCUAGCAAGAAAAAUGA
Molecule: messenger RNA, 4320 nt
Organism: Coturnix japonica (Japanese quail)
Lineage: Eukaryota; Metazoa; Chordata; Aves; Galliformes; Phasianidae
Gene: PMAIP1
Product: phorbol-12-myristate-13-acetate-induced protein 1
Biological process (GO): positive regulation of apoptotic process; release of cytochrome c from mitochondria; apoptotic process
Source: RefSeq, a predicted model, not a curated record